Messenger RNA from Funneliformis caledonium, 1266 nucleotides. NCBI's taxonomy places the organism in Eukaryota, Fungi, Glomeromycota, Glomeromycetes, Glomerales, Glomeraceae. The record is from the annotation of a GenBank genome assembly.
AUGAACGCGAAAUUAUGGAAUGCAUCUUCGAAUGAUAAAAAAGGUCGUUUAAUAGUUCGUAACAUCCCAUGGCAAUAUCGUGAACAAGAACUUUUAAAAAUUUUCUCCAAAUAUGGAGAAAUAAUAGAAGUAAAUUUGCCGCGUAAAUUCACAGGAGGUCCGUUACGGGGAUUUGCGUAUAUACAAUAUAAAAAUUAUGAAGAUGCGGAAAAGGCUAUUAACGGUUUGAAUGAAACGAAACAUCAAGGACGUACUAUAGCUGUGGAUUGGGCUUUACCAAAGGACAAAUACUUGGAGGCCAUUGGAUCGCAGCAAAGUGAGAAUUAUAAUGAAGAGACUAUACAGCAAGAUUUAGAGCAAGAGAUUCAGGACAAGACACCAAAGAGCUUGUAUCCUCCUUCGGAGGGAAAUGUAUUAUUUAUUCGAAAUCUUUCUUUUGAUGCCACAGAAGAAGAGCUUUCCGAGAUAUUUAAACCAUUUGGACCUUUGCGUUAUUGUGUCAUAACGAUGGAUCAUCAGACAGGACAUCCAUCAGAUUCAUUAGCUUGUAAAUUUACAUUACGUGGAAGAGUACUAUCAAUCGUAAAAGCAGUUGAUCGAAACGAAGCACAUAAUAUAAUGGAAAUGAAUCAACAAAGAAGACGUAAAGAGGAUAGAAGGAAUAUUUAUUUGCUACAGGAAGGAGUAAUAUUUCCGGAUUCAUUAUCCGCUAAAUUAUUAACGCCUUCGGAAGUUAAUAAACGUGUCACAUCAUAUUCUUUUAGAAAGAAUUUGUUGGCAAAAAACCCAAACCUUUAUAUUUCAAAAACCAGAUUGUCAGUAAGGAAUCUACCAUUAACAGUAGAUGAAAGUACCUUAAAAAAAUUAGGAAAAGAAAGUGUUAAAAAGUUUAAAGAAGAGGUUGAGAAUGAAGAGAGAAAAGAUUUAACAGAAAGCGAGAAAAUGGAAGGGUGGAAUAGAAAGGUAGAUGUUAAGCAGGCUAAAGUAAUUCGAGCCAAAGAUAGAAUCGAUAAAACCACACAAAAACCACGUAGCAAAGGAUAUGGAUUUUUGGAAUUCACACAGCACGCACAUGCAUUGGCAGCAUUAAGACAUCUUAAUAAUAAUCCGGAAUUAUUCGGAGAACGGAAAAGAUUAAUCGUAGAAUUUGCGGUAGAGAAUUCUAUCAUUGUUAAAAAGAGAUCAGGAAGAUUAAGCAAUAAAAAUGAUAAGAAUAAAGUCGUUGAAGACAAUGUUAAUGUAGAUAAGAGGAAAAAGUCAAGGUAA